UAUACUGUACAAGACUGUCUCCGCCGUCGGCGUGACCUCACGUCUACCGACGAGAAUCUUCUUCUUCCUUCCUCCUCUUUCUUUCUGCCAUGGCUACAGUGGUGCUUCCUCGGUUUUCAGCCUCGACGAUUUCUGUUCCCGAUCCAGAUCCAGAUCCGCUAUUCACUUGGUUCUCAGAUCUACUUUCUGUGGCUCCACCUCCAGAACCUCCAGACCCUCCUGAGCCAUCAGAUUCGUUCCUUCCUCUAUGUCGACCUUACAUCUUUGAAGCUUCAGCCUCCUCUCGAAGAUCUCGUUCUAGCUUUGACGAUUCAGCUCUUGUGUCUUCUGGUGUUCAACUAUCUACUGCUUUGUGCAGUUCUCUAUCGUGUCCUAUUCUCGGGGAGAACCCAUGGUUACCUUUGGCUGGACCCUUCGCUCCUUGCAUCAAGCGUUCACAAGGUUUGGGUUCCUCAGUCUAUUGGAGUAAAUCACUUAUCUUGGAACCUUGCCUUUUGUUAGGUUUUAGUUAUUUCAAUAAGAGUCUCCUUUUACCUUGGAAUGAGGAUGUUGUGCUCUCUUUGAAGCUAUUUUUACCUCAGUUUGAGGAUGUUGUGCUCGUUUUGAAGCUCUUUUUACCUCAGUUUGAGGAUAUUGUAGGCUCUGUGAGUUUCAUUAUGAAACUCUAUUUACCUCAGUAUGAGGAUAUUACACUGUGGUGUACCAGUCUCUUACCUCAGUGUGAGGUUAUUUGGACCUUUUCCUUUGUGGUUUUGGUUUCAUUUAUUUCAGGUUUACUCAGUCGGCAGUGGUCCUCUUCACAGCCUUCAGACUUCUUAAAGCAAGGCUUCGUCGGUUCUGAGUUUGUAGCUGUUUCGGGUGGUCUCUUUCCAAAACUUUCACCUGCCUUGAAUGGUGUUGGUACAAGGGAUAGUGUGUCGAAGAUGGUUCUGUCAGAUGCAGAAACUAUGCCUUCAAUUGCUUGCCUUUCAGCAAUCUUUGAUGCUGCUGACCUUCUAACCGUGAUGCCCCUUGAGACUUUAAUGUCUCUCAUUUGUGAAAUUGUCUGGAACUGCCAAGAUGCAAAGGUAGUUUUUCAAGCGUUGGUGGGUUCUGCACUCAUGGUUGAAGCUUUGAAGCUACGCUCAGCUCUCCUCAAGGCUAAGGAAUUAAUCCUCCUUAGUUUUCAUUUAUUCUCAGACUCUCAAGUCUUCAUAUUUACCCUGCGCUUAGGGUCUGUUUUGAACGAGAUCGCAGGUGUUCUCCAUGACGUUAGAAGCCUUGCUACUCUCUUCAAUCCUCUAUCUUUUAGUUGCUUUCCUUGUUUUAAUAAUGUUCAGGCUGUUUUUCUGGCAAAGGCUAAUCUUGAAUGUAUGAAUAUUAAAAAUACUGUGGUUUAAGUUAAUUGAAUGAAAGAAAUGGUUGACAAAAAAA
Messenger RNA from Brassica napus (rape), 1413 nucleotides. RefSeq names its product putative transmembrane protein At3g54730. NCBI's taxonomy places the organism in Eukaryota, Viridiplantae, Streptophyta, Magnoliopsida, Brassicales, Brassicaceae. Bases 90 to 1379 code for a protein of 429 amino acids. The record is from RefSeq and is a predicted model, not a curated record. The transcript has a single exon.